Messenger RNA from Hyposmocoma kahamanoa, 3264 nucleotides. It is a transcript of the gene Rpn2, whose product is annotated as 26S proteasome non-ATPase regulatory subunit 1. Gene Ontology annotation, biological process: proteasome-mediated ubiquitin-dependent protein catabolic process; regulation of protein catabolic process. The record is from RefSeq and is a predicted model, not a curated record. NCBI's taxonomy places the organism in Eukaryota, Metazoa, Arthropoda, Insecta, Lepidoptera, Cosmopterigidae. Gene Ontology annotation, molecular function: enzyme regulator activity. The coding region runs from base 98 to 3109 and encodes 1003 amino acids. The transcript is spliced from 2 exons. Gene Ontology annotation, cellular component: proteasome complex; proteasome regulatory particle, base subcomplex; proteasome storage granule.
AUCGCGUAUUUUGUGCCCAUUUCACAAAGAGUAAACGAUUUUAUUGAUAGAAAAGAUAAAAAUUUAUAAAUCAUACGAAAAGUGAAUACUCUACAAAAUGAAUAUCACAUCAGCUGCGGGGAUUAUAUCCCUGCUCGACGAGCCAAUGUCAGAGGUGAAGGAAUUCGCUCUAAAGAGGUUGGACAAUAUCGUCGACGAGUUUUGGCCGGAGAUCUCAGAGUCCAUCGAGAAAAUUGAGAUAUUACACGAAGACAAAGUAUUUUCGCAGCAUCAGCUCGCCGCCCUGGUGGCCAGUAAGGUGUAUUAUCAUUUGGGAGCCUUUGAGGAUUCGUUGACAUACGCACUUGGGGCUGGUGACUUGUUCGACGUGAACGCCCGGAAUGAGUAUGUGGACACGACUAUCGCAAAGGCUAUCGACUUCUACACGCAGAAAAGGAAGGCGUUGUUUGUGGACAACAGUGCUGAAACUAUCGACCCUCGGCUAGAGGCCAUCGUGAAUCGCAUGUUCCAGCGCUGUGUAGACGACGGCCAGUAUCGGCAGGCGCUUGGCUUAGCACUCGAGACCCGCCGUAUGGAUAUUUUCGAAGAGUCUAUCAUGAAAUCUGAUGAUAUAUCAGGAAUGCUUCAGUACGCUUUUACAGUAGCAAUGAGUCUUCUUCAGAACAGAGGCUUUCGCAGCACAGUGCUCAGGUCUCUGGUGGGUCUCUACAGGGGUCUCAACAUCCCAGACUAUGUGAACAUGUGCCAAUGUCUCAUCUUCCUUGAAGAUCCUCUCUCAGUUGCUGAAAUCCUUGACAAACUGACACAUGGUCCACAAGAAUCAGUUCUAAUGGCUUAUCAAAUAGCAUUUGACUUGUAUGACUCUGCAACACAGCAAUUCCUCGGCAGAGUUUUACAAGCUCUGAGAAGCACUGCACCUGUCCCCAGUGCCCUUGGUGGCAAACCUCAACCACAGGGUGGACCAUUUCCUGAAUCAGCAAUGGAAGUUGAUCAGGCACCUGCUCCUGCUGAAGAAGCUGCAAAGAAACCUGAAAGAGACAUGGACAGUCUAAAUGAUGAAGAAAAAGAACAUCAAAAGAGAGUCGAAAAACUAAUUUCUAUUUUGGGUGGUGAUGUUUCAAUAGGCUUACAGUUGCAAUUCUUGAUUAGAUCAAAUCAUGCUGAUUUGCUUAUUUUAAAAAAUACUAAAGAUGCAAUCAGGGUUUCAAUUUGUCACACUGCAACAGUUAUAGCCAAUGCAUUCAUGCAUGCUGGAACAACAAGUGACCAGUUUUUAAGGGAUAAUCUAGAGUGGUUGGCAAGAGCCACCAAUUGGGCUAAAUUAACAGUCACAGCAUCUCUUGGUGUAAUCCACAGAGGUCAUGAAGGUGAUUCUUUGGCUCUCAUGCAAUCUUACUUGCCCAAAGAAACUGGACCAUCAUCUGGUUAUUCUGAAGGAGGUGGACUUUAUGCCUUAGGUUUGAUUCAUGCCAACCAUGGCGCUAAUAUCAUUGAUUAUCUUUUAACCCAACUAAAAGAUGCACAGAAUGAAAUGGUCCGCCAUGGUGGUUGCCUUGGUUUGGGCUUAGCUGCUAUGGGUACACACAGGCAAGAUGUGUAUGAACAGCUCAAGUUCAACCUUUACCAGGAUGAUGCUGUCACCGGUGAAGCUGCUGGCAUAGCCAUGGGAAUGGUUAUGUUGGGAUCAAGGCAUGCUGCCGCUAUUGAAGAUAUGGUGGCCUAUGCGCAAGAAACACAACAUGAGAAGAUUUUGCGAGGCCUAGCUGUCGGUAUCGCUUUUACAAUGUAUGGUAGACUUGAAGAAGCAGAUGCACUUGUGCAACAAUUAUUGCGAGACAAAGAUCCACUUUUGCGACGUGCUGGAUGCUAUACUAUUGCUACUGCUUACUGUGGUACAGGAAACAAUGAUUCUAUUCGUACUUUACUUCAUGUUGCCGUUUCUGAUGUCAACGACGAUGUGCGCCGUGCUGCUGUCACAGCUCUUGGCUUCUUGCUCUUCAGAACACCUGAACAAUGUCCUUCAGUUGUGUCUCUUCUUGCGGAAUCGUACAAUCCUCACGUACGCUAUGGUGCUGCCAUGGCUCUGGGCAUCGCCUGUGCUGGCACGGGAAACCGCGAAGCCAUUGGCCUUUUAGAACCCAUGGUCAAGUUUGAUCCUGUCAACUUUGUGAGACAAGGAGCUUUGAUUGCAUCAGCUAUGAUCCUAAUUCAACAGACUGAAGUACUGUGCCCUAAAGUUACAUAUUUCCGACAAUUAUAUGCUCAAGUAAUUUCCAACAAGCAUGAGGACGUAAUGGCCAAAUUUGGAGCUAUUAUGGCGCAAGGCAUCAUAGACGCCGGUGGACGUAACGUAACUGUUUCUCUCCAAAACAGAACUGGCCACAUGAACAUGCUGGCAGUAGUCGGCAUGUUGGUCUUUACCCAGUACUGGUACUGGUUCCCACUUGCCCACUGUUUAUCUCUGGCAUUUACACCUACUUGUUUGAUUGCUCUUAACUCUGACUUGAAAAUGCCGCAAAUGGAGUUUAAAUCUAACGCGAAACCGUCCCUUUAUGCGUAUCCUGCGCCGUUAGAAGAGAAAAAACGCGAAGAGAGAGAGAGGGUCACUACUGCAGUGCUGAGUAUUGCUGCAGCUAGAGCUCGUAGGCGAGCUCACGGCGCAGAAGGAUCCGCUGGAAGCGUGUCAUCAUCAUCCAAUUCAAAAAUGGAAGUUGAUGAAGAUGAAAAGAAGCCAUCAAAAUCACCCAAUGCUAACAUUACUGUUCAUGGCAAAUCUGACAAAGAUACUCCUGGCACUUCUAAGGAAACCAAGAAAGACGAAAAGGAAGGUGAAGAAAAAGAAACUAAAGAGAAAAAAGAACCAGAGCCAACAUUUGAAAUUCUAAGUAAUCCAGCAAGAGUGAUGCGCCAACAACUCAAAACCAUCUCAGUAGUUGAGGGAUCAGGAUUUACACCACUGAAAGAUGUCACUAUUGGAGGCAUUGUCAUGUUAAAUCAUUCUGGAGAUGGAGAGCAAGUUCUUGUAGAGCCUGUUGCUGCUUAUGGACCAAAAGCAGAAGAAGAAAAGGAACCUGAGCCUCCAGAGCCAUUUGAAUACUUGGAUGAUUAAUUCAUUUAUCAUAAAAUUAACGUUUAGCUCUAGGACCAUGAAUCACUGAAAUGUAUUGAACAAGUUAUAAUUUCUCUAGCGUAAAAUGUUAACACUACAAGUAAUAAUAACAGAAUUAUUGUGUUACGUCAAUAAAAUGUAUUUCUCAAUUAAAA